AUGGUUGCUAUCAAGACGCGCUCCUGGUUUGAAGAUCGAAAGUGGUUAGAGCAGGAUUGGCGCAAAGUGGAGUCGGACGUGGUUUUGUUCGAGCAGGAAACUGAGACUCUUGAAAUAUCUGGCGACGCUUUACGCCAUCGUCACCAGAAGCUGGCAAACGAAGUCAUUUCUAAAUUUACUUCCUGUCCUCUCAGCUCUGAAUUUGCGACACCAACUGGAAAGGGUCUCAUCACCUUUGACAACAUUGUGGGUGGCCUGUGCAGAGGGUGGCUGAAUGACAGCCCUGUGGAUUUCUGUUUGGAAAUAAUUGCUGGUGGUGUGGGGCAUUGCUUAGUUCUAUCUACAUUGGCAUGGAGUGUUGGCUGGCCAUCGACACCUAAAUCUCCUAUUACCGACAAAAAAUUCAUCAUUCACUCGAUGAAUUUGAAUGGAAAUCACUGGGGGGUGAUAAUUGUUCGUCUGGACUACGAUGAACAUACCGAGAAGUUGCAUGUGCGGGUAUACAUGUACGAACCUCUUAUCGAUGAAGAUUAUCACAAAGACAUGGAGGUGGUGUGGAAUGGUAUUACGGAGAAAGACAAACUAGAGAAAGAGGGCCUACGUGGCUUUUUGGAAAGGUGGCACCAAUCAUCAGCGCCGAAGAACGCGCUCGCUAUCAGCCCCAUUGAAUGGGUGGAAACCCCACAGCAGCCCGAUUUUGCAAGUUGUGGGGUUAUGGUGGUUGCUCAAGUGCACAGCUACCUGACUGGCAAUCAUCAUUGGCAGCUCAGCAAUGUUUCCAAGGACAGUAUCAAAGUGAUGAGGCUUCGAAUGCUAUGGGUAAUCCUGUGCAAUUCAAAGGAGAGGCGCAUUUCUCGCUCCACUGCAGACAAGGUAAAACUAAUCCAUCAGCAGCUUGCCGACCAGCUCAAGUAG
Phytophthora nicotianae INRA-310 is the source of this 915-nucleotide messenger RNA. RefSeq lists its product as hypothetical. The transcript is spliced from 2 exons. Lineage: Eukaryota; Oomycota; Peronosporomycetes; Peronosporales; Peronosporaceae. The record is from RefSeq and is a predicted model, not a curated record. Bases 1 to 915 code for a protein of 304 amino acids. Gene Ontology annotation, molecular function: cysteine-type peptidase activity. Gene Ontology annotation, biological process: proteolysis.